Messenger RNA from Candoia aspera, 1330 nucleotides. It is a transcript of the gene MARCHF4, whose product is annotated as membrane associated ring-CH-type finger 4. Gene Ontology annotation, molecular function: zinc ion binding; ubiquitin-protein transferase activity. The record is from RefSeq and is a predicted model, not a curated record. Gene Ontology annotation, biological process: protein ubiquitination. The transcript is spliced from 4 exons. Lineage: Eukaryota; Metazoa; Chordata; Lepidosauria; Squamata; Candoiidae. Bases 95 to 1330 code for a protein of 411 amino acids. Gene Ontology annotation, cellular component: Golgi stack; trans-Golgi network.
GGAAGCGGAAGUGAGCCAUUCAGCCCUCUUGUUCUUGUGCGCCCCCUACCGGUCUGCAUUUUUCUUACCCACGCCUGUCUGAAAGGGAAGGCACAUGUUAAUACCAACUCGUGCGAUCGUUUUAUGGUACUGUUGCUCUGGACUGUUGAUCCCCAGACAGAUGUUGCGCCAUCAGGGUCUCCUCAAGUGCCGCUGCCGCAUGUUGUUCAAUGACUUGAAGGUCUUCCUUCUGCGGAGACCCCCGGCCCCUCCUCCGCCCUCGCCGCUGCCUCUCCCUCCCAUGAGCAGAAUAGACCAAGCCUUGAGUUUGCAGGCGUCUAGUAACAACACGCUGACUACGCUAUAUGGAGGGCGACGGGCACCUCGGAGAACGCCGACUGACGGGGGUGGUGGUGGUGGUGGAGGAGGAGGAGGAGGAGGAGGGGGCAUCACCAGCCCUCCAGAAGAAGAGUGGGAAAGCCCCGGGGGAGAGGGAGAGCUUCCCGCGUCUGGGAUGAGCAGCGCCUCCUCUGAUGACUUCUGCAAAGGGAAGGCGGAGGAUGGGUAUUCGCUGGGGAGCAGUUUGGAUAGUGGAAUGAGAACGCCUCUCUGCAGGAUCUGCUUUCAGGGCCCAGAGCAGGGUGAGUUGCUGAGUCCAUGUCGGUGUGACGGGUCAGUGAAAUGUACACAUCAACCUUGCCUGAUCAAAUGGAUCAGUGAGAGGGGAUGCUGGAGCUGUGAGCUGUGUUAUUACAAGUAUCACGUCAUUGCCAUAAGCACAAAGAACCCCCUGCAGUGGCAGGCCAUUUCUCUGACCGUCAUCGAAAAGGUUCAGAUAGCAGCCGCCAUCUUGGGUUCCCUUUUUCUUAUCGCCAGUAUCUCGUGGCUUAUCUGGUCAACCUUCAGUCCAUCUGCUAAGUGGCAGCGCCAAGACCUGCUCUUCCAGAUCUGUUAUGGAAUGUAUGGCUUCAUGGACAUUGUCUGUAUAGGUCUCAUAAUACACGAAGGACCCUCAGUUUACCGGAUUUUUAAAAGGUGGCAAGCAGUCAAUCAACAGUGGAAAGUUCUGAAUUAUGACAAAGCAAAGGAUUUGGAGGAUCAAAAAUCAGGGUCUAGGAGCAAUCAACGAACCUCCUCUCAGAUCAACCAUUCAUCCUCCACUAAUGGUGCAGCCAGCAACUCCGCUCCAGAAGACAGUGCUGCCCGGGGAGCUGGUCACACCACGGGUACUUUGUCUGAUCAUCACUGUGCUUAUACCAUCUUGCAUAUACUCAGCCAUCUGAGGCCUCAUGAACAGAGAAGCCAUUCUAGCACAAACAGAGAGCUGGUCAUGCGAGUCACAACAGUCUGA